CAGCUUGGGGUAAACCUAGCUCCAGGUUUUGCAGUCGCUUCAACCCACUCCUCACAUCCGGAAGGGAAAUCUACAGCUUAUGACUCCACAAUUCCUCUAUGAUCCUGGGAUUCAAAUCCCUGGGGGCCUCCCAGAUUCAAGCUCAUUCACAUUCAUUCUCAUCCUCUCACAGUCGCUUUCUCUUUCCCCAGACUCCUAACAAGACAAGAAGAUCCUCCCCAGAGGCGCUCUCUUUCAUUCAUCCCCUCCCAACACACACACACACACACACACACACACACACACACACACACACACACACACACACACUCGCGUGAGCACACACGCUCACACACCGACCUAGACAGCCCACCGCACUUUCCAGACGCCCACCUCCUGCACACUCCCCUCCCCUAAAAGACAUUCACCCACUCACCAGCUGUAGCCUCUUCCAUCCCCCGCCCUCCGCCCGGCUCCCCCUCCUCAAGAAGCCGACCCUCGCGCUAGGAGGUAAGGACCCCCGGCAGACGCACUGCACGGGCGCGCCGCACUGACCUCCGCCCGCCCUGCAAGCAGAUUAACAAAGGCGGCGGCGAGCCCCGGUCCGAAAACGGAAAGCUGGCUGCGGGGUCCGGAGCCUGAGCCCAGUAGGAGAGCGAGCAGCGCGGGCAGCUCUGAAGUCGCAGGAUACAGCCUGAGCUCCCAGAUCUCUCUCAAGAGGCGCUGCUGGGACACUGGCCGCACCAUGGGCUGCUGCACCGGGCGCUGCUCGCUGGUCUGUCUCUGCGCACUGCAGCUGCUUUCAGCUUUGGAGAGGCAGAUCUUUGACUUCCUCGGCUUCCAGUGGGCACCCAUUCUUGGAAAUUUCCUGCAUAUAAUAGUUGUCAUAUUGGGUCUGUUUGGAACCAUUCAGUAUAGACCACGUUACAUCAUGGUGUAUACAGUGUGGACUGCCCUCUGGGUCACCUGGAAUGUGUUCAUCAUCUGCUUUUAUUUGGAAGUAGGAGGCCUCUCUAAGGACACAGAUCUGAUGACCUUCAACAUCUCUGUACAUCGGUCAUGGUGGAGGGAACAUGGACCUGGCUGUGUCCGGAGAGUGCUACCACCAUCAGCCCAUGACAUGAUGGAUGACUACACAUAUGUCUCAGUCACAGGCUGUGUCGUCGAUUUCCAGUACCUAGAGGUCAUCCACAGUGCUGUACAAAUACUGCUAUCUCUGGUUGGUUUUGUGUAUGCCUGUUAUGUGAUCAGCAUUUCCAUGGAAGAAGAAGACACCUUUGAUUUCAUAGGUGGACUAGACGCGCACUCCCACUACCGGGAUCAUGUUGAGUUAAAGCCUGUUAAACCUGUCGAAAUAAGUAAUGACAUUGACUCUGAAAUGCGGCUCCUGGACUUGAGUUAGGGAACAAAGCACCAUUGGCCUCUAGCUCUGGGGAUCCUACAGCGUCACCUUCCUCCUAGACAGCAGGACUGCGCCCCCUGCCGACCAGAGAACACGGAGCUGCGAGGUCUUUGGUGUCAGCCUGUGUUAACAUUAGCGUUGUUUGCUAGAUGCGUUCUGGGUGCUUGGGUGGGUAUUUUUUUGUUUUUGUUUUUAAGUCAUCUUAUAUGAGCACUUGUAAAUUGUAAAAAAAAAUGGUUUUUAAUUUUUUCUUAAUUUAACUUGAGGCAUGCAAAAUGAAAAAAAAAAAAAAUCUGUGAAAAUCUUCUCCAAGUCAUUUCUAAGGGAACUGUCUGUGUUGUUGAACUGUGACAUCCAGGUUGCUGGCCACUGAACCCUGUUAAGCUAAUGGAUCUGUGUACGCAGACGUUGCCUAUGGGCAUCAGACACAAGGGUAGACCUGUGGCAGAUCACACAAAGACUGGAUCCAACUUUCGAACUGAACACAGACCACUGCUUCAACAGUACCAGACGCAGACAAAACAUGGAGUCCUUUGUUCUGAAUCUCUAAAGAGUCCACAACAAUAUUCUGGCAAUCUAACCCUGGAGAUUCAUGUAUCUCUUGUUCUUGUCAUAUUCUGAGACACACACACACACACUUAUAUGUGUGUGUGUGUGUGUGUGUGUGUGUGUGUGUGUGUGUGUUUAUAUUAUGAUGGAGUGCAAAGGCAGAAAUGAUGAGUGGGGACCCUUCCACUAUGCAGGAAGUUGGCUGUCAGUGAGGUUCGUAUUUUCUGCACUUUGUUUCACUCCCAGCAAUGAUGUCAGACCUAAACAUACAGCUCGAGGGCUGUGGGACAGAAAUCACGGCCAUAAAUCUGUAGCCAAGUACUUUUAGGAUAUUCAAAGGGAACAUUCAAAUGCGGCAGAAUUCACUACUGAAAUCUGUAAUGAAAAUAUUUCUGCUUGAGUUACAUCCAUUUUUCUUUUUUUCCCAUUGAUCCCAAUAAUCAAAAGAAUUAAGUGAAAACCCUAAUUUUCUAAGGGGGAAAAUAGGUUCAUCGUGGAAAAAGUAUCACAAUUGUGGGGCUUUUUAGAUUCAAAUAAAAUAUAUGUACGGUGAAAUGCAUAGAUUUUAAGAGUACAAUGAGAAAUGUACAAACUGAAUGACCAAUGCUUUGACCCAAAUACAGAACAUGUCUGACACUUUAGGAUCCUUCCUCUGGCCCCUUUUCUAUCCGUCUCCAUGAUGCUGUUGACCCCCAACAAAUAUGACAUUAGAAACUACAGUGUGCUUCACUUAGUCUGCUCAUGCAAACUGGUUUUUACCAAAUAUCUGGCCAUUGUGAUGUGGCCAAAUAGAUUGAUAAGAAUCCAUUGGUUUCCAGUUGAUUCUCACAGCUGAGAUUUAACUGCAUCGCUGACGAACUGCCUGCUCACCAUGUAGGGCAGGUAUUUGUCACCGCAGUGUUUUCUGUCCCUGCAUUAGUUCCCAUGUGAAAAGCCAUUUUGCUCCUUUCAUACACACAUGAAAAUUAAGUUUUUUCUUCAUCCCUGUUCUGUCUGUUCACUGUUUGCCCCAGAGAGAGUCCAGUGCAGCUCGAAUAUCUCUAAGGCACCCUUGAAUUAAUUAAGGCACACUGGUAUUGGUACAAAGUUUUGUAUGUUUGUGAAAGUCUCUCUGUUCCCUCUUCUCCCUCUUAUGUACAUAGAUUCCAUGGGUCUGCUAACUAUCAGAAUUUAAUGCAGUCACCUCGAAUUGACAAGGAGCUCUUAAAACCUUAAAGGUGGUGCCAUCGAACUCCCACUUGAGGAGCCCAGGGAGAAGAAUGACACAAAGCCCAAGUCUUGUCACACAACCACCUUGACACCAAGCCUUGUCAGUCAUGGCCAACCUGGCUCCACGCUCAGCCUUCUUUCAAGUGAAUGACUUGUUCUUCCUUGGACCAUCCCGCUAUGUUAUGCAGCAAUGCUGGAGCUAGGAUGCCAUCAACUUACUUAUGGGGACACCCAAUCAUGUUCCAAAGCCAGCAAACAUUAGGCAGAAGGAUAGAUGGGUUAGAGAACUCGCAGACAUGGACUGUCUUGGGCAUGGGGCAGUCCACAUCAGACAAAAACUGUAAGAGUGUGUUCUCCAAUGACCUUAGCCUCCUUCUCACUGCCAUAGAAAGGGAGAGGUUGUGUCUCUGAAACAAAAAAAAAAAGUCUUCAUACUUCUCUAAACCUUGAAUGUGGUUGGUUCACUUUGUUUUGAGAGAAGAGCAUGACAUCUUGUUCUAGCAAAAUAUUGACUCAUUUUCCUAGUUCUUUGGUAAAACAAGUCUUGCCAUUUGCAUAAACCCAAAUAAAAGAGGUAGCUUUCUUUUACUAGCUCAAUCCGACAGGAUACAACAAGAUGGCUGGCUACCUAUUCCAUCUAAUGAAACAGAUCAUUUCUGAUAAGGGAAAUGUGUCUUUAGAAUCAACUAAAAUGUGUGUUGUGAAGCCAAGAGAAGCGGUCAUGAUUAAAUCGAGGAGCAAACAAAAAACAAAAUUAUACUUUUUGUCUCUGAAAAUUAGAUUCUUGCCAAGAUUAAACAGAACUUCAUUUUAAUCCUAAUUUUAAAAAUUACAUUCCCAAAAUGGUCUCACUAUGAAAAACAUUCUGGGUGUGUGGUUUUUAAAAACAAAUGCUUAUCACUUGUGAGUGAAGGUCACUUUAAUAAGGAAUUUGGAAAAAACUUUACAGAUUGAUUAGAGUUCUGACUUGACAUUUUAGCCCGAGACAGUAUCUGGUUUCUAACAAGGACUGAAUGAAAAAAGUAGGAAAAGAAUACAAAUAAAGGAUGCGUUAUGGACUGGCCACAGGCAGCUCAGAUAAAAACAAGCUCAAUACAGAUAUUUCUAUGCUAAUCAACUAGCUCCAGGAUGGCUUAAUAUGUUCCUGAACUAGCCUUAACCUGUGAACAAAGCUACUGCCCAAUGAAAUGAUACAAACUUGGGUCUUUGAGAGCUGCCCUUCGACCAGGCUUCUCUAGACUCUGUUGAUACUCAUCAGCAACAGGACAUAGAAACUGGCUUCUGGUGUGGCCCUGGUCUCAGUGACUGUUGAACUUCUAGCACCAUUGUUGAGCUUACACAGGUCCACGGAGAAUUAACCAUUUUCCUUGAACUUGCAUUCAUAUAACAGGCAUGGAUCCUAUUAAAUGGUAAAUUUUUUUUAAAUGAAAUAUCCAAAUGAUCCAAAUGGACAUUGGCUUGAACUUGAGAGAGAAGUUAAAAGAAUAAAGGGAUGGAGGGGAAGAGCAGCAAAGAAGGAGCAGAGUGAAGAGUAGUUUGAAAGAAUGGAAACGGGAAGGUACGCCAUCUUGAUUUGGAUAAUGCCAGUUUUACUCCUUUGGUCAAAUGGCUUUGUUUGUUUCACUGAGAGAAAACACUGAAGCACCUUUUCACUCCUCUUUAGAGCUGAUAAGAAGUAGUCUUAUGAAAUUGAUGAUCUGGGUGGUUUUCGGUUUCCCUCAUAGUAUCUACUUUUAUAAAUAACCAGACAGUCUACUUUACAAUUAAGUUGUACCACAAACAACCAUUACCACCAACAACACUAACAAUGAAACAACAGCAGCUUAACUAAGAGAGUUGUCUAUUCCUCUUCAUAUUCUAAAGUUCUAGACACCAUCAGCAGAGAUCAGUAUAGGAGCUUCUUAGAGAGCCUGACCUCUUACUGCUUCAUACUUUGUAGCUAUGGUUCUCAAAUCAUAACAACAUUCAGAAUGACUGCUGAAGCUUAUGUCUGGAUUUUUAGUUCUAGCCAAAAGAACUGAAAGAGAAGAAAGGCAAAUAGAAUGGCAUUUCUUUUGUUUGAGGACAAGUCUCAGAAGCUGACUUAGGGCAUGCCUACUUACAUCAUUUGCUAAAGUUUGGUCUACAGCAAACUUUGUUACAAAAAAUGCUGGGCACUAGAGCCUAUAUUCUAGAUGAUAUUCUAUCCAUCUAAAACUAGUAAACACAUAUAGUAGAAUGUUGAGCUGCCUUUUGCACAUACUUCAAGAGCACCAUCUUGUUGAAGUGAAGGUCUCAAUUUUUAAUUUUUAUAGAUUGUACAAAAAAGAGACAUAUACUUUCUAAUAUUGCGAAAAUAUCGUCAUUAGUUCAAUGAAAUAAAACUGUCUCCUUCUUGCUUUCUUUUCUGGUCUUUAUGGUCAGAAAGAAAACAAUAUAUGAUGUUAGAUUGUCCAGUGUUCCAUUAAUUCUGUAGAAAGUAUGUUGGUUUUUCUGCUCUUGCAGUGACUCUAACUUAAAAAGCCAGUACAAUUCAGGGCUCAGUCCACACAUAACAGCACCAACAGGUUAAUUCUACCACUGUAAAACAGUUGAACUCUGUUGUACAACAUCUUCUGAACUAAUCAAUAAAGUCUUUAUUUUAUUGCUAUUUAAUUCAACAAGUACCUAGAGUAUUCAGUGCUUAGGAAAGUGGAUCAGGAAAUACGUACAAUGUGUGAUUUUUUGUACAUCCUUGUCUUGUUCCUGAUUGGCAUGAGUUUCUUUUCAUUUGACCAUUUUUGUUCUGUUCUUUUUCUCUGGGUUAAAAUUGAGCUCAGCCAAGCACAGUGGCACAGGCCUAUAACCUCUACUACAUGGGAGGGCGAGGCUGAAUGAACACAGAUUCGAGAGCAGCCUAGGUGGUUUAGUGAGACUCUUUCACAAAAAUUAAAAAUGGAAGAGGAAAAAAAAAAGGAGGGAGAGGGAAAAGGAGAAAGAGGAGGAGGAGGAAGAAGAGGAAGAGGAGGACGAUGAGGACGAGGACAAGGACAAGGGUAAGGAAGAUGAGGAGGAAAAAGAGGUUGCUGUUGCUCUGAAGUUUAAUGUUUAAAAAGGUGGCUGGAGAAGCACUUCCAUUGAGGAGCACAUGACUAUCAUUGAAGCCAAGACCCUAGAUUCCAUUACCAGAACUACAAGAGCUAAAUGGCAGGGAGAGGGGGAGAGUACAUUUUUAAAAGUUGGUUGAACUCUCUAUUCACUUUUUUUUUUCUUGAAAACAAAAUACAUUUUUGAGAAACUUAAAAUUGAGAAAAUUUAUAAAAAAAUUUUAUCAUUAGACUUCACUGUGCCCUUUUCCUAGACUGUGUGCUCCAGAUAUUGCUUAUUUAAGAACACUCUAGAAAAAUGAUUUUGGAGAUGGAAGAGUGCUUCUCAUAGUCUUUCUUAGCAUAAAUUGCCUCCAAAUGCAGCUAACACAACAGAUAUUUUCAAAAUGAUUAUGUGAGCUGGACUCUAACACUCAGGAGCCUGAAGUGGCAAUAUUGCUUGAAAACAGAAGUAUAAAGCCAGCUUGAGCGGAAGAGCAGGAUGUCAUUUUAGAAAUUUAUAUAAGCACGGAGGCAAAAAAAGAUGCUUCAAUGUUGAGUCACUUGCCUGCGUCUCUUACAAAGUACCCAAGUUAAGUUCCCAGCAUCCACACUGGGUAGCUCACAACUGUAAUUCUAGUUCCAGGGGAUCUGACUCCCACUUUUAACCUUUGCAGUUACCUGGACUCAGGUGCACACACCCAUAGGAGUAUAUGCUCUUUUACUGCAAGCUAAACACAUAGCACUGGAAAGACCUACGGUGUCUCCCUAUGCCCAUUUGAGGAGGAGAACACUGAGGCUGGUCACAGAGGUGAAAUCACCAGGUGUCCUAUUAUAUCUGUGAAUCAGUCUAGCCUCUUUCCUCUACAUUCAUUCCUCAUCUGUCUUUUUAUGGAGUCCCUACAGACCAGGCUUUUCGUGGCUGGCUGUUUUGUGGUGAAUUUGAUGCAGAUCUGCAUAGCUCUGGAUGUUCAGGUUGUGGGCUCCUGGCAAGCAGACACAUGCUGCUGUCCUCCUCUCCAUCACCUGCCUCUCCUUUUUUCUUAGCAGAAUCGCUAGCCUAAGGACAUUAGUAUUCUCUCCAUUUUGUUAUUGUUUGUUUUGUUUUGCUUGUUUUAUCAACUUCAUUUUGUCUUCUGGAGGAGGGGGGGGGGUGUUGUAAUUAGAAAUCCCUGAGCACAGGUCACUGCUUUCUCUCUGUUUUGUUUUAUUUUUUUAAGAUUCGUUUCUUUAUUCUAUGUUUACGAGUACUUUGUCUUCAUGCACACCAGAAGAAGGCCUGAGAUCCCAGUACGGAUAAUUGUGAUUUUGCUUUCCACAAGACAGACCAGCUUAGUCUCCCUGUGUCUGCUCUCUUCGUUUGCACCUUAAACACAAUUUUGUGUGCUCUGAACAACCUGCACACUGCGUUUACCAGCCAGCACUCAGACAGCUUACUUUUAACUGUUAGAUGACAGUCCUGGGAAGUGAACGUGCUACUAACUUGCUCAAAGCCACUUUUUGACUGCUUGUUACAGUUUCAGCUUCCCUUGCUCAACGGGGAUCACUCUUUUCCUUCUGGCAUCUUAAAUUCUAACCAUAAAGCUUAUUCGCUGCCUAGAGUUUCACAAAAUAGUUUAUGAAGACCACCUGCAGUCUCAUAUCAAAGUCAGAGCCCAGUAAUUAAAGUUACUAUAUUGAAUUCAGGUCUUGAGACUAGAAACAGGUACUGAGGAUAUAACUCAUCCAUAGAGUGCUUGCCCAGCACAUGUGAGGCACAGAGUUCAAUCCUCAGUUCCAUUAGUACGUAAAUAAAUAAACAGAUAACAGAAAGAGGUAAUGCUGUGAGCCAGCUUUCCAGCUCCUUCACUGUGUCAAACAUACUCUCCUUCUCGUUACUGGGGGGUGGGGGGGAAUUAUAAACAGUUUGUAAUAAUAGAUCCAUUUAUUCAUCCGAUAUACAUAGGCAUUUAUUUGGGUUCUCCAUAACUUUUCAUCUUUAUCAUGCAUUUAAGAUCCCACCACUCACAGGGCUUGGUGCAUUAUGCAAAUUAUAAUGUAUGGAGUAGUAAGUUAAAUAUCUCUGUUUGUUUGUUCCGUUGAGAUCCUUGAAUGGCAUGGAGCUCAGACACCCACCCACCUGCCACUGCCUCCUGAGUGCUGGGAUUAAAGGCCGGUGCCACAAUCCCAGCCUGUGAGUUAGGUCUCUAAGACUACAACCCUUGAGUUCUUACUCUUGUGGCUUACAUAAUUUUAGUUUUCAGAGGGCUCAUUAGUUCAUUUCAUUGUGUUUAAACCACAUGCUUCAUAUAGUGGAUUUAAAACAUCAGUUGGCAACUGUUAGACUUUUUAGGAACACAAGGAAAGGUAUUGAUGACAGAUGUCAAACUACCUGAAAUAUGCCCAGAGAUCAAAGCCCCUCCACUGGCUCAAAAAUGCCCCUGUGGUCUUAGGUCUGCCGGGUCUGCUUUGACUCAAUCCUUGCCAAAGUAGGAAGUGUGGGUAGUGAUGUCAGCAAGUUUCUGGGCUUGUUUGCUUAUUUCUCCUUUGUUUCGGGACCCCUGCCAUCUACCUUCCUUGAUUUCCUCCCCAGGAACCUUGCAUUUCCAUACCCAUAACUAAGGAGCUGCAUAAUAAUUAAACACAACGUUUAAGAAAGUGAGAGUGUUCCUUUAAAUUCUGCUGGGGAUCUGCGCUGCCACAUGGCAGAUGCGGCUAGAAGCACGGAGUAUUAUUAGCAUCAGUAAUAAUUGCAAUAAAAGCAUGCCUCGUUCUCUUUUAAAGAUGUAGAUGUUACAUUUUUUUCUUUCCAUUUCACAUAGCUCAAGGGAAACGUGGGUGUGAACACUUCAAAACACUUUGGCGUCCUCGAGGGACAACCCUGAAGUGAAGAGAGUGGGAAUUAAUAUCCACAUCAGUUCCUAGAGCAAAAUGCCUGACAUAGAAUAACGAAGCAAUUUCUCAUCCUCUUCUAGUAACUUGUAGGUGAGAGUUCCCAGCAAGAUCCCCUGGGCUGGAAACAGUGACAAAUUUCUGACUUUGUAGGGUUAUUUCCCUGAGACUUCUUACAUAUGACAAGAACGCUGCUGCCUAGCAACCUCUUGCACACACAGCAGAACCAAGGAGCAAAAGACAGACAAAAAGGUCUCGGCUACUCCCGAUAGGUUUUUCAUAUUCUGUGUUCUGAAAGUCCUGAGCUCUCUUCAGAGGGAAGCUCUCCAGCCUAGUAUUUAUUAUUCUUAAUUAAAAGACAACUUGGAUUUGCUUUAAUAAAGUAAUUCUCAAGCACCCAGCAGAUUAAGGAGCAGGAAACACAAAACGUAGCUACUGCAGAGAACAUGCAGAAAUGCUGGCAAACACACUGCCUCUGAGAGAACGCAGGGAGGGAGCUAACAUAAAAAUCUGAAUCACCGGCAGAUGUACACAUGUGAUGUAAAAAUUUGUGUAACAGAGUCUAUAGGCAGUAGUGCAUAGCUUUACAAAUCUGUUUUACUCCUACUAGGGAUAGAGCCAGAUGUGAGUUAAAACCAUGUCUGUGUGAACUAAGAAUAGGUACUCUUUAGUUCUCUUCCACCUGUCUUACAACUAUAACCAUUAUCGUUUUUAUCUAGAUAAGAUGCACUCCUUUUGGCUGCUGGCAUUUUUUUUUCCUGAUGAUCACACAGAGACCUUCAUUGUCUGUGCCUCUUAAAUGUGGCAUUGCUUUUUGUAGGAUGUAUUUCCAGAGUGUUUGGCGGCUCAUGGUCAUUAGCACCUCUAACGCUAAAGACACUGGGUAAAGAACACGGUAUAAUUAUACCCCGGAACAUCUCCCAUGUGUGUCCCACAUAGGAGCCACAGCAUGGUAAGAAACUAUCCAGGGUGGAGGUUUUGAUUUGCGAGAUUUAGGUUCCUAAUACUGGUUUCUGGGAAUUAUCUCCUGUGAUAAAUUCCCCUUUACCUUGUAGUUACCAAAUUGUCUCUUUUGGUGGAACAGCAUAGUUUUCUUCAGCACAGACUUCUCAGAGUCUGUGGACAUUUUACAGAAAAGCUGAGAGUUCCUCCAAAGCAUGCCAGACCAGUGUCAGGAGCGUGGCUUACAUUUGCCCAAAUAACUUUGUUUCCUGGUCUAUUUUUAGUCUAUUAGUAGUUGAUAAGAGAAAAUCCAUCGGCAGCUGCUCACUGAGGCAAGUUUCUCACUCUGAGAUUAGUCAUAUUUGUCCUUUCGUGUAUAAAGCUGACUACCCAGGAGUGGCUACUGAUAGGGAAAUUUUAUUGCAGGUCACUGCCAUACUUAGUUGUUUUUUGUUUUGUUUUUUAAAUCCACCAGCAGACACCAAGGGACACAAGGUUCUUUGAACUCCUUUAAGCGACACCAUGCAAACUGUGGUGGCAAGUCAUGGUAACUGCCUUUCUUUCAAAGUAAGCCUGCAAAGAAUCUCAUGGAUGUGAGGCACUGUUCAAUUAUUAGAGAAGUAAAGCAAAAUAAGAGAAAGUCUGUCAAUGGGGAACAUAAUUUCCAACCCCUAGGAGUAUAUAUUAAUCUGCAAAGCUUCAAGCAAAUACCACUCUAAAACAUCUGGGCCCUGUAAGAAGGUAUGGAGAACGCCCUUCCACAACAGACUCUGAGCUCUUGUGAGUAAGGAAUGUUGUCAGCCUAAAUGUAGCCUUCCUUUUCUGCCUUGAGAUCCUUUCAAAAAACAAUUGGCAAGAAUCUGGUUUUGAAAAACUCCCCCCAACCCAGGAGGCAGAGGGGCAAUGAAAACUGAUCAAAUGUCUCAUUUAUCUUUGAGAAGCUGACUACAGAAAUCCUCAUAGCUUUGGGCAAACUUCCUCCUUUACAGAGCUCAGCCUCUGCGAUGCCACUGCUCGUUCACUCUGUGAUGCUCAAGACACUGAGAUCUAAGCCACCUGUCCCUCUGAGCAUAUUUGAAGUGCCAUAUUUGAAAACAGUGCCCUAGCACUUAGGACUUGAUUGACAGAUCUAAGAACCCGUUACCAGACCACAUAAGCCAAAGCCAACCCAUCGCACUCCUGAGUUCUCAUUAAGGUAGGCCAGGCUACAGCCCCCUGCCAGUCUAAAUAAUUAUGCUCGCCUCAGCCACACACAGAUACACUCUAGUUCCCUCUGUGGUGAUCUGGGAGUACCACCAUGGGGCCUGGAGUGAUUGGAUGUGGAAGAGACCCUGCAGAGACAUAAAUGUCUGGAAAGAGAAAGCAGUGCUCAGAGCAGGGGAGUCUGCAGGAAACCCUGGUGUUGGAGGUCCGUGCUGCUCCUUUGCUGUUAUUUCUGAUAAACUGGGUACUAUUAGUACUGUUGUUGAAUGAAGAUAGCAAUAUUGAAAUGGCAAAAAUGACCGGAAGCCUUCUACUGUUCUAGAGACUAACAGUGAGUUUGCUCUCUGUGAUGCCAACUUUGUAAUACCUUUGUAAUGACAACUCUGCCACCUUAUGGAGAUGAGUGGAAGUGACAAAGCAUUUCGCUCCAUGCCUGCUGUUAAAAUGACCUCUCGUCUACUUCCAGUUGCUUUUAAACCGUCAACAGUUUUACCAGCAAAAACAUACUUGUUUAAGAAAAUCUGUUUUUAAUAAUUCUCAGAUUGCUUGCUAACCAAGAUGUCUCUCAAACUUGGCUCUAGAACUCUAUGUAAAAAAAAAAAAACCUCAAGUGAUAUUUUGUAUUAAUACGAGUUUCUAUUAUCACAUAACACUGUGAAGUGACUUCUCUGUAUACUGGUGUCCUUUUCUAUCAUUUCUUGAGCUACCAAGUGAAGUACAUGAAAAUAAUUGAACUCUGUCAAGAACUUCCCUGUAUAAUAUUGGUAGCCUGUAGGAAAACGAGUCUUGCUUUUCUUACACAUAUAGGUAACAGGACUUGUUUUCGCAAGUUUUCAUUUUAUAUUUUGUGAUUCUACCUGUAUGGUAUAUUCCAUAGUCAUCAGAAUAUGUCAUUUAACCCAUACAUUUUAUGUCUCUCUGAACACUGAUUCUGAAUAAGUUUACGAGUUACAUGUAAUUAUUAUUUUCAACCAUGAAUAAAAGUGUACAUUGAAAUAGAA
Molecule: messenger RNA, 12200 nt
Organism: Rattus norvegicus (Norway rat)
Lineage: Eukaryota; Metazoa; Chordata; Mammalia; Rodentia; Muridae
Source: RefSeq, a predicted model, not a curated record